Lycium barbarum (goji berry) is the source of this 1575-nucleotide messenger RNA. RefSeq lists its product as uncharacterized. Bases 606 to 1274 code for a protein of 222 amino acids. NCBI's taxonomy places the organism in Eukaryota, Viridiplantae, Streptophyta, Magnoliopsida, Solanales, Solanaceae. The transcript has 5 exons. The record is from RefSeq and is a predicted model, not a curated record.
CGGACCACAACGCAGCCGAUUCCAUCAGGUCAAACCACAAAGCAGCCGAUUCCAUCAAUUCAAACUGCGUCACAGUCGAAACCACCUAAAAAGUCUAGUGGACGUGCGUCUAUGUCACAUUGGACGGUAGAUGCAAUAGAUUCACAAGGAGCUAUCAAGAAACUCAAAGUGAAGAAAACGGACGUGUUCAAUCUAUCUAAUGGAGAUCGUAUUGUGGUUGAUUUUGACGACUUAGAUUCUCCUAUUGGCGAAGGACAAGGCAUUCUUGCAGGUUUUUGUGGAAUUUUAGCAAAAGACAGCUCCAUAUUUCCAAUUCACUUUGAAAAAUGGUCGGAUUUACCUGCAGCAUACUUCAACAAUUGCUUUGAUCAAUUUAUAAAGGUAUAGGCUAUAAAUUGAUGACCCACUUAAAAGCAGAGAUCAGAUAAGAGCUGAGGCAAUUAAUAAAGUUCCAGAUGGGAUUCCACGGGAUCAAUGGAUUUUUUAUGUUGAUUACCGCCUUAAAGAAAAAACAAGGGUAUUUAUUUAAAUGUUUCAAUUGGUAUGUGUAAUUAUAUGGCUAUUUGUUUGUAUAUCUUAACUUUUGAGUAUCUUUUUGUAAUGAAAUGUGCAAAAGAAAUGCUGAAAUUCGGAAGACACAAACCAUUUCACACAUCGGUGGCUCCAAACCCAACUCCAGAAGAAGGGCUGAAAUGAUGGCUAAUAGCGGACAAAAUCCUGGACGAGGUCAACUUUAUCUUGCUACUCAUAGGAAUGAAGAUGGAUCAUAUGUCAAUGAGGCAGCAAAAGAGAUAUGUGAAAAAAUUGAGCAAGCCAUGACUCAAAGCAUCACAGAUGAGUCCGAGAUUUCGCCAAAUGAUGCCGUUGGAAAAGUACUAGGAAAAGAGCAUUUUGGACGGGUAAGGUGCUUGGGAUUAGGAGCCGUCCCAAGUAGAGCUUUUAAACAAACAAGACCCCGUUAUAAUGAUUUGAAUGCUUCAAGUUACAAUAAUGGUUCAUGUUCUUCUCAAUGGCAAGAGAAGUACAAUCAGAUGUUGAGUGCUCACAACAAAAGCCAAGACAACCUCAAUUUUUUGAUGAAUGCUCACACUGAAAUGAUGAGCGCUUUCAAGAUGUAUAUGAUAAGGAAAGAAGGGAGAAUACCUGAAGAAUUUGCUGGGAUCUUUGUUUCUACUACUCCUCCUUCAACGCCAAGUGAUGCAGCUAGUGGACACAUUUCACCCACGGACGUAAGAAGAUCAUUUGGUGGCAGUAAUCGUAAUGGCAACCUAUGAAGUUCCGUGCAAUUGUAUUAGACAAUUAAGUAUGGUAGUUAAUUGAAUGGACGUGGCAGAUCCUUUGUGAUUAGUGGUUUGAGUGGAUGUGUUUAAUGUUAGUUUUUGAGACUAAUGAGGAUACUGAUGUUGGAGUGAAUGUGUUUAAUAUUAGGUUUGAGACUAAUGAUAAUACUUGCUUUAUGUUAAUGCCAAUAUGGCUUAAUAAUACAUUGAUGUUACUUGAUUUUAGUAAACAAUUUGAAUAAUAAAUUGAUGCUUCAUAUAUUCUCAAUCAGUUUUGGAGUAAUAAUUGUCCCAA